Cantharellus anzutake is the source of this 3537-nucleotide messenger RNA. RefSeq lists its product as uncharacterized. Gene Ontology annotation, biological process: protein localization to plasma membrane. The transcript is spliced from 10 exons. The coding region runs from base 259 to 3336 and encodes 1025 amino acids. The record is from RefSeq and is a predicted model, not a curated record. NCBI's taxonomy places the organism in Eukaryota, Fungi, Basidiomycota, Agaricomycetes, Cantharellales, Hydnaceae.
GAAGAAUGACUGAAUAGGGCCAUCAUUCCGUCACUGCAGCACCAACAGGUUAAAGAUAAAUCCCACGCAGAGUUGCGAGGCUGGUACUAUCUUUCCUCACAAGCUUUGUGAACCCACUUGUGGCGCACACAAGUUAAGGAUACGCAUCCAACUCUUGGGUUGCUUGCCUUGCCUUUCCUUCUGUUGCUGUUUAUCCUGUUUGGCCGUUCACGCUUUGUACCCCAAUAAUAGUCUAUCCCCAGCGUCGGGACUUUCCCUAUGUUCAUAACUCCAAACCAUGUCAGACUGGUCUCAUCUUGUUAUCCUGCUUCAGCGCUGGCAGCUGGGCCGGAUUUUAAACCCAACCCCCAGGAGUUAUCGAGGCUUACAUACUAUGGGACCAAUCGGCCUGGAAAACUUACAAAACUAGGCGCUGAGCUUGAGAAAAGAGCGCAAGCACAUUCUCGUCGAGCCGCAACUGGGAAUUUGAAGUCAAGAGCCAUUCUGCUAAUUACCCUUGCCAUUUUGAAAGCCCUAUGUGCGGAAUGCCGAAAUGAUAUAUCACUUUUCUCCCGUUCCGUGCUGAACUCGGUGGAUUUUGCGUUAACUGCUCUCCCGGCGGAUCUAGAACUUAUCUCGCGAGCAGCAUCAGUUUUCACUGCUUUCACAACAUACACAGACGGCAGGGCUAUAGGAGUCGAUGAACCGUUGUCCAAGAGUUAUUCCGUGUGCCUACUUAAAUUUGCAUCUACCGCUACAUGGAGGGGGAAAAACACGGAUUCUGAGUUUAAAAACAGAAUGCGACUGGUUGGCCUUGCUGCGCUCUCCGGCGCGAUCAGUUCGGACGCUUUGCAUAGCUCGAUAGAGAGUACUAAAGCUCAAGUGGCUAUCAUUGUUCCGGCACUCCUCCAAAACACUCAGGAAGCGGGUCUGGGACUAUUAAAGGAGCAGGAGGCUUCAAUUGAAAUUUCAAAAUCAUCAUCAUCACCGUACUUGUACGAGUUUCAGCCUCAGCGUCCGCUUCAUCAGCGAAGAGCUGCUUCGAUACACAUUCAUAUCGAUGGAGAAACAGGUCCUACCUUCGCUGACGUAAUUUACGCUGUGUUAUGGGCCGCCAAAACCUUACUCGGGCGAUCUGAUGGACCACAGGUUGGCUCUUUCAUUCACGCAUUAUUUGCGAAUCUCGAUGCAACAAAUAAGUGGAGUGACACGGAAUUUUGCUGCUGGAUGGCUCUUAGAGUGACUGAUUGGACACAGUAUCAGCACCGAUACGCAGUACCCGUUCAACUUAUUGCCAGGCUUGUCAACGUCGAGGAUGUCAACGCCAGGGAGUCAGGACGAGGGCCCUCGUUUGGAAACGUCCUACCUAACACUCUCGUGGCAAUGAUUGCAACUGUGUUUUCUGCAAGAACACCGAUAGCGAACUUGUCCACUUCGGAUGUGCUGACUAAUUUGCUUGGGGUGUUGCUCAGCAGAGUGACCAAUAAUGCACAAGAUUCUCUACUCGCGUCACUAGUUGCGUGUAUAUCAGCACUUGGAACUCACCUGUACUACGCCGAUCAAAUACACGAUCUGGCUGAAGAGCUGAUCCGACGCCUCAUAUCACUUCAGUUGGAUGCAAAAAUUGAAAGUGACUUUACACGGCAAGAAGGACUACGCUGCCUCAUAGCUUGCUUAUCCGGUCUCAUAAGAAUUGCGACGUCGAGGAACGAAACACACGAACCAUCAGCAGUAGCCGAUCCCGCCGAUGAUCACAGUGAUGUGCAAAACGAGAGGGAAAGCCUCCCGAAGCGCGCAGGAACCGUUCACUCCGGCAUUGGCAGGCGCCACAAUCCAAUUGCUCCAGAUGUAUGGCAAGACACGCUCGCUCUCUUGUGCGAAGCCAAUUACGGAGUUCGUGCAGAUUAUACUCGAGCUCUGACGGUUUUCAUUAAGUCUGAGAUUCCACGCGAACGUCGACGGGACCACGUGCAGAGACUCCCUCGACCUACACCCUUGGUACUUGACACAAGCAUGCCUGAUGAGACUACAAGGUUCCUCCACGCUCUGCAUGCCUCUGCAUAUGCUCUUGCUACCUCACCUUCGCUCGGUAUAUCGCCUUCGAGCACUGUCGCAACCGAUUCGGAAAAUCCAUCCAAGAGUACGAGAUUGGUAUAUUCGGAACCGCCUACGGCUACAACUGCAAGCACAACAGACACAGUGCGUGUUAAUGUUAUCAAUUCGACGCCCGUUGGUACUCCGGUAGUUGAAUCGUUUCCCGUUGAGGUCGAGCCGGCACGCAAAGCGUCACAUGGCGAGGCAAAGAGGGGCUCGAGUCGAUCAAGGACAUCCUCAUUGCCUUUGUCUCUUCUUGAGCCCAUUUCCACCUCCUUCGUUGCUCCAUCGACGUGUUCGGCAAAUAUCAGCGAUUAUUCUCACCUUGUCACAAUCUUGUCGGCUGCCUAUGAUAGAACUCCAUUCAAGGCAUUGAUGUGCGGAGUGCCCAUGCUCUUCGCGCUAGAUGAAGCAACAUGUACUGCGAUUCCAAAGGGCGAUAAGCAAAUGCUUGUGAGAAGACGAGCAUUGCGCGAGGCUCUUGCACGGAUUUGGGACGCCAUUGGUUCGACACUUGAUAGUCAAGAGAUCAAGGAUCUCGCAGCAACUGCAUUAUCCACCUUGCCAGCGCCAUCCCUGCUCUCAAUAUCUGAGUCCACAUAUGUGCGGUUUCCGCAAGCACCGGAAGAACCUAUUGUGUGUGAGAAUUUGAAGGAAUUGCCAUCAGAAGACUGGUGUUCAGAAUUGCCGAGAUUGGUUGAUCCUCAACUUGCCACCGCUGCACUCUCAUCGAACGCUGUACUUAAGCAAACCGCCGGGGUCGAGUCACAGGUCAUUUCGCGACGACUGAGCGUACAAUGGAGCGUUGGGUUCGCUUUGGGUUGUGCCACUCGAGACGCAUCUGCGCUGGAAACGGGGUUCCGCAUCGACGGAGGCAUGCCGUUCCUCAAACUUUCGCCGGGGCUGAUGCAUAUAGACAAUAAAUCUUUGCAAAGCCUUGCCCGCAGUGCCCGACAUGUUGGCGUAGGCGAUUUGAAGGAAGCUCUGGAAGGACGUGCGACCCCGAAUAGGUCUGUUACGGCACUUGGAUAUCCUCCAUCCAUGUCCUCUCUAGGUCAUCAAUCAACAACGGAGGCCAGCGAACAGGGAUUCCGCCAGAGGGUUACGGGUGGAAUCAGAGCCUCAAAUGGGGAAGUCAAAGAUAUCCUUAACAAAUUAGGUAUCGGUAAGGGCUCUGCUAGUAGAGCAAAGGCCGUUUUCAAGUCACCGUUACAACCUAAGCGCCGGUCAACUGAAACAUCUCAAAAUGCUCCGACCUUGUAAUUUUACAGGGGAAUCUUAUUGCUUCAUGGAUUUUGACGUCUAGCGAUACUCCCACGGUCAUUUGUGGAUCUUUGGUUUUUUCCUUGGACUUUUUUUUUCUGCGUGCAAUAAGUGGCAUUCAUCUCAAUCUUCUAUCAAUCUAUCACAUGCUGUUAUGUAUUUACUUCCGAGUUGAUGCUAAUCGUCGUUGUGCUUGCUCUU